GUAUCUAGAGGUGACCAAAUGAUUAAAUAGGGUUGUUCAAGUUAGUUACGCAAAGGCUUGUGGGAAAUGUUUUUAUCAAACGGUUGAGGACUGUGGUAAGCUAUAUCCACAGUGCAGAAAAUUAUGCGGAAGCGAGAGCAGCAAAAAACCUGAGCGGAGGCAGAGAGGCGAUCGGACUCCGAGAUUUACCGUCAAAAUGGCCCAACCUGGUGGGCGAAAGCCGGGGUUUUUCUCGCGAGUGGCGGACCUGAUGGCCGCCCCGCGGCCCGCCGUGGACCGGAAGACCCUGGAGAAGACGUGGAAACUGAUGGAAAAGGUGAUGCGUUUGUGUCAGCACAACAAGAUGAAGUUGAAGAACAGUCCGCCGUACAUUCUGGACAUUCUCCCCGAGACCUACCACCAGCUCCGCCUGAUCUGGUCCAAGUACGAGGGCGACCCGGACAAGCUCCACGAACUCAACGACAACCUCUACUUUCGCAUUUUCGUGGACAACAUCAUGAAGAAGGCUCGGCAGACCAUUCAGCUCUUCAAGGUCCACAAGGAGAAGAUGUACGACGAAAACUCGACGGGCCGGCGCGAGCUGAACCGCCUGUCGCUCAUCUUCAGCCACAACCUGGCCGAGCUGAAGGCGAUCUUCCCCAGCGGGGUUUUCUCCGGGGAAAGCUUCCGCAUAACCAAACAGGAUGCCGCAAAGUACUGGAAGAAAAACUUCGGAACAAGUACCAUUGUUUCCUGGAAGUCCUUCAGCCAAAGUCUCUACGAGGUCCACAGCUUCCAGAAGGGCCUGGAAGCCUACGCCCUCAAGACCACCAUCGAUCUCACCUGCAACGACUACGUCUCCAACUUUGAGUUUGACGUCUUCACCCGUCUCUUCCAGCCCUGGAACACCAUCCUGCGCAACUGGAACUGCCUGGCCGUCAACCACAGGGGCUACAUGUCCUUCAUGACCUAUGACGAGGUCAAGAACCGCCUGCAGGCGUUCAUCAGCAAGCCGGGGAGCUACAUCUUCCGACUGAGCUGUACUCGUCUGGGCCAGUGGGCCAUCGGCUACGUCACGCAAGAUGGCAGCAUCCUGCAGACCAUCCCCCAGAACAAGUCUCUCUGCGAGGCCCUCAUCGACGGCAACCGCGAGGGAUUCUACUUAUACCCGGACGGCGCAGACGACAACCCUGACCUGACCUCCAUCAACACCAAGCCCAUGGAGGAGCACAUCCACGUCUCCCAGGACCAGUACGCCCUCUACUGCGAGAUGGGCUCCACCUUCCAGCUCUGCAAGAUCUGUACGGAGAACAACAAGGACAUCCGGCUGGAGCCGUGCGGCCACCUUCUCUGCUCCUCCUGCCUGAACGCCUGGCAGGACAGCGAUGGUCAGGGGUGUCCGUUUUGCCGAUGUGAGAUCAAGGGCACCGAGGUCAUUGUCAUUGACCCCUACCAGCACCAGGGUUCAAAGGACAAGACUAACGGGGCCGAGGAGAAGCACGAUUCUGAGUUUGACGAUGAUGAUGACGAUGGCUUGGAGAUGCCACCAACAGAGCCCGUCUACGCAGCACCUCAGAAGGGGCCCAAGACUGAGCCGCCCAAGAAGCUGGGUGCCAGCAAUGUGCCUGCCCUGCCCCCACGCCGGCCCUCCCCCAAUGUCUCCCCCACCUCGUCUCCCAACAUGUCGCCGCGCUCGUCCAAUCACGACCUCAGUGAGGCCGGGAGAGGGGCCUCCGCGGGUGAUGGCAAAGCGUCAGGCUUUCCCACCCUUCCGCCCCGGCGCUACCUGGACGACAGGUUGGAACGAACCGAGGCCGACGGCUUCGCAACUGCAGAAACCCAGAAGACAGGACCAAAGGCAUUCCCAUCAACAGAGGGCAUCUAUGACCAUCCUCCCCCGCCCCAAAGCGCGCCCCGGGCCCGCAUCACACCCCCAGCCACUACGACAGUCAACGACCUGAUUCUCCUGUCUACACCCGCACCAACAGGUGACGACAGUCGGGGCGGUUCCCCAGCACCAACCCCCUUCCCCACAGGGACCGCGCCCGGUCCCGCCCCCGGCUCACCCAAGGGCCACAUGAAUCUCCUGUAUGAACGGCUCAGCAAUGCCCACAGCCCUUCCUCGCCCGGCGCAGCGGCCGCACCCACCAACCCCUUCCUGCGCUCGGGUAGCGACACACAGCCCGAGCACCUCACGUCCCUCAAAGCACAGCCCCAGGCGCACCGUAGCGCGGAAGAACUCCACGCCCUCUUCAGCGCUUCAGACGACCCCUUUGCCACAGCCCUAGAUGGCGGGGUGUUCUACGAGAACAGCAUCGGGUACCUGAACCUCCCACCGCCUCUGAACCCUGCCCUCCACCACCCAUCCGCCCCCUCGCCCUCUUCUGCCGUCCAGUCAGAGCAGAAACACUUCGGCUACGAAAAUGUGCCUCACCUAACACAAGCUCUCACCUUAGGUGGCAGGGCCUCCCCCUCAGAGGACUACGAUAUCCCACCACUACGCCCGCACCUAUCCAUGAACUCACAGGCCCCAGUGACAACUCAACAGCCCAGAAUGCCAGUUCGAGAAACCCCUGAAGAUUACGACAUUCCACCCCUCCCACCUAUGGGUACCCGGCCACCUCUGCAGCAAUCCAGUCAGCCCCCACCCCUGCCGACCCAACCCCGCCCGAUGUCCAGCCCAGCACCCUCCAGCGACCAAGCUCUGCCCCUGGGCCAGCGACAAGUGCCCUCCCCGCCCACCAAUGGUGUACUCCAGCCGACCAAGGUUGCCGGCGCCGGUGCGGGCGAUCCCACUACAGUGCAAGGGAAGAUGGAGACACUGGUCCGGGAGGGGUACCGAAUGGACGACAUCCGGAAAGCCUUGGACAUCUCUCAGAACGACCUCACCAUGGCCCGGAAAAUCCUCCGGGGGUUCUCCAACCCUGCGACUUCGACAUAAGGUCAGCGCAACGACAACUUUACGUGCCCAAGCAGAAACGAGAAGUCAAUAUGUUAUGCAGAACUAUUCAAGAUACAGUACAUGCACACCCGGAUGUCUCAGUUGGUAGCGUUGCUGGAGCGGCAUUUCUGCUGUCUCGGUUUCUGUCCACCAGUACAUCCAGUAAUGGAAUUCUGUAUCCAUUCGCUUUGUGCAACACUGGCUGAGGGCGCUAUAUGCCUGGAAGGUGUUUGCCUACCAGUGAGAUCUCAUGCAUUUCCUUGGUGCCCCGGACACUGAUUGGUCCCAGUUAGCAUGUUCAGCAUGCACUAUGGAAUGAAUUGAUUUGUUUUUUUCUUCCCUUCCCGCUCUUCUUUUUAAAAUUGUUGCUAUGCGGCGAAUAGGACGUGUGGUGGGGACGCCAUUUUGUUCAGUAGCCACAAGACGUCACCUGUGAGGCUGGCCCUCUGUAGCUACGAGUUUCUUGGUACUUAAGGUCAAAGGUUGUACUGAUUUGCAUACAAUCAGGUGGCUGGUAUUAAGGCCGCGACCUCUUAUGCUGCGCCGACAUGUACAUACUUGUGCCAAAAAGAAGAAGAAAAAAAGAACAUCACUUAUUUUUGUCAACAGAAAGCCAAACGUGGCUCAGACGUAACUUUUCCCAAGCGAGACGGUAACUAGGCAUUAUAUUCUAGAGAGGGAAUUAAAGAAAAAAUGUAAAUAGUUCUUUUGGGGAUAUACCGAAUCACCCAGGCGCUUUAAAAUUACUAGGCAACAGCAAAAUACUCUUCUAAAAGAAAUAUCUUUGUAGAAUAUUUAAAGAUUGCAAAUGAUUUUUGCUGUUUGCAAUAUGCUGCAGAACAUACGCUUGUGGACCCAGUAAACAAGAUUUUGGGUAUGUGUGGCCUCUGAAUCUAUGUGAUAUUUAUGUAGAUUGUGUAACCAAAAAUAUGAUGCUUUUUUCUAUAUAGUAUAUAUUGCUGUUUUUCUAAACCGAUUAUCUGGGUACUAUAUUGUACGUGUCAUGAUUGUGCAAGUAGUUAUUAGACCAGGUCUUUAUGUUUUUGGUCCUUUCUUUGCACGUCCGCAGUGAGCAUCUUUGACAAGUUUCCUGUGCUUUUAAAGCUAACUUCCUUAUUCCUAGAGCAAAGCGAAGCCGAAAUUUCAGACUUGAAAUGAAGUUACAGUCAGACGUGGAAGUUGAUGACACCGCAAAACUGCAUUCUUUGCCUGACCCUGAAAAACACCCUUUGUCCACUUCAAGACAGAAAUUUUCUCCCCUCUACGGUAAUCAUCCAGUCAGUGACCGAUGGAUAAAUUGCCCUCCUUUUUUGUCAAGAAACGCCAGACACAAUAAAUAAUUCACUUUUCCAUUGGUCAGAUUCCAUAAUGCAUUUUCGGACUGGUUUGAAGACAAGUUGACUGAAAAAAAAGUGUAACAUGUUGUUUUAUGGGCUUCUGCUUUGAUGUUCGGUGCCAACUGUUUUAAAUGAUAUUUUUUGUAAACAUCAUUUCCACAUGACUGGACGAUCGCAGCUCACUGUAUGAUUUCCAUUUUCCUGUUUCAUUCUUCCUAGUGGCGCAAAUUUGUCUCAUUUCGGGCAAGGGAACAUCUUGGGGGGGAAGCCAUUUUCCUUAUUUGAGAAUCGAGAGAAAGGGGAUUUUUUUUCUGGUCAGCUUCAUUUCACUUCCUUCCAGAGGCCACGUACAAAGCCUGAAAAUGUAGCCUCACGCCCCCUUGCCCUCCCAAAAAGAAAUUGUGGUUCUUGUUUUGCCCUUGAUGCCUGGCACACGAUAGAAUACUGGUUGCUCUAUAGGUUUUAAUUUCAUUAAAUUUGUCAGCAAUGUGUAGAAUUCCUGUUAAUUGUGAACGUUUAUGUCACCAGUUUGACAAUCACUUCGGCAUGUACUUAAAAUCAAAGUUUUUCUUUUUAUGUGUGGAAUGGAUGGUCAAGGCAGUUUGCCAGCGAAUGACGAAAACGACACUCUCAGACAUCUGAACACUCAAAUCCUGUUUUCUCAACAAUCCAUCCCCCCCGCUACAAAUUAGCCCCUCCCCCUGUGUGCCCACUUUCUAGGAAUUUGUGUUAAGAUUUAAACAAGCCUUCAUAUUUGGGACAUUCUUCCCUAAUAAUUUAGGAAGUUCAUGGAUUUUUGGGCAGGGGCUUGCUAGUUUCAGAUGUUUACAUGACGUCAAAUCAUUCAAAACCACUGUUCCAUCCCAAAGUGUCAGCCUUGUUUAUGAAAUAAUGCUUUCAUUUUUAUACUGAAUGCUUUUACUGUUUGUAAGAAAAAAAAGUGAAACGCCAUUUUGUUUCCUUGCUGUCAACAUUUCUUAAGGGAAAGCUAAAAACUGAAGUAUGGAUUGUGUGCAUAAGAGAUAGUGCUGUUCAAGAGUGCUAACUACGGCUAGGGCGCAUUUCGUAUAGAAACUUGUUGGUUUCAGCUGUAGCUUGACUCGGUCUCAACCACCGCGCUGAGUUGAGUCCAUCGGAAGCCCUUGCUAGUUUAUCAACCAACUCUUCAGGUGAACAGCAACAAAUAGCAUUUCUUUGUAGCUGUUCACUGUUACCAAUGAUGGGCCUCGUGAGGGGACCGGGGACAGGACUCAACUACAUUGACUGACAUGGCAUCCAAUGUGGCUGUAGCCAGAACUUAGCAUGUGCCUCCAUCAAAGCCAGUGGGCAGAAGCUCUGGCCACUUCCCAUAGGCAUGUGUGACACUGCUAGCCACGACCACAAUGUUUGGAUGUGGCUAGUCCACUCUCCAGUGGAGGGAUUAGCUGAAACUGGUUCCCUGGGCACUUUCCAAUAGAGGGUUCAGUUGAAACUGGUUUACUGGUCACUCUCCAAGAGAGGGAUCAGUCAUGUCAGUUGAAACUGGUUCCCUGGUCACUCUUCAAUAGAGGAAUCAGUUAAAACUGGUUCCCUGGUCACUCUUCAAUAGAGGAAUCAGUUAAAACUGGUUUCCUGAGCACUCUGUAGUGAAGAGAUCAGCUGAAACUGUUUCUCUCAGCACUUUCCAAUCGACAGAUCAGGAAAUCAGCACUUACCUUCACUAUUUGUGCAGCCCGGCAAUAUCAGGGCGCUUCUGAAGUUUUUGCCACUGGGGGGCGCAGUUGUGCCCAUGCAGUCCCUACUCCAGUGAAGACAGAAUAGAAGUUGACAGUAUGUUCUCUUGUCGGUAAUGUGCAUUGUACAUAGAUUUAAA
Molecule: messenger RNA, 6109 nt
Organism: Acanthaster planci (crown-of-thorns starfish)
Lineage: Eukaryota; Metazoa; Echinodermata; Asteroidea; Valvatida; Acanthasteridae
Product: E3 ubiquitin-protein ligase CBL-C-like
Biological process (GO): negative regulation of epidermal growth factor-activated receptor activity; cell surface receptor signaling pathway
Cellular component (GO): plasma membrane; membrane raft
Molecular function (GO): phosphotyrosine residue binding; SH3 domain binding; calcium ion binding
Source: RefSeq, a predicted model, not a curated record